This is a messenger RNA of Dendrobium catenatum, 1200 nucleotides long. RefSeq names its product aquaporin TIP4-1. Lineage: Eukaryota; Viridiplantae; Streptophyta; Magnoliopsida; Asparagales; Orchidaceae. Gene Ontology annotation, molecular function: water channel activity. The transcript is spliced from 3 exons. Gene Ontology annotation, cellular component: membrane. Bases 37 to 792 code for a protein of 251 amino acids. The record is from RefSeq and is a predicted model, not a curated record. Gene Ontology annotation, biological process: water transport; transmembrane transport.
UCCUCUCUCUUGCAAAUCGGGCAAAAAUCCCCAAUCAUGUUAUCCAAGCUAGCCAAAAAGCUCAAUGAUUUUGACCCCGGCUUCCUCCCCGCGGCGGCCGGCGAAUUCUUCUUCACCUUCCUCUUCGUCUUCAUCACCGUCAGCGCCGCCAUAGCCACAGCUAAGAUGAGCGAUGGGAAAGAUAGCAUCCCUGGAUUAAUAGUUUCGUCGGCGGCUAAUACGCUGGCCGUGGCGGCGAUUGUGUCGGCCGGAUUUCAGAUCUCCGGCGCUCAUCUGAACCCAGUUGUGACACUUGUGAUGGCUUUGGGUGGCCGUAUAAGCCCGCUUCGACUGCUUUUCUAUUUUGUUCUUCAGUUGUUGGCUUCUUCUCUUGCCUGCUUGGUUCUCCGAUUCAUCUCCGGUGGGAUGGAAAUUCCUGUACAUGCACUCGCAUCAGGAGUAGGAUCCUUUCAAGGAUUAGGCAUGGAGAUGAUUCUCACUUUCUCUCUCCUCUUCACAAUAUACGCCACCAUGGUUGAGCCGGGAAAGCAUAUGGGCCAUGGGCAUGGCCCACUGGUUGUUGGACUUUUAGUUGGUGCCAAUACGCUUUCAGGUGGGCUUUUCACAGGCGCUUCCAUGAAUCCCGCUCGCUCGUUCGGGCCGGCUUUGGUCAGCUGGAAUUGGACCAAUCACUGGCUUUACUGGGCCGGGCCUAUGGUCGGUGGCGUACUUGCUGGAUUUAUCUAUGAGCGGUUCAUAAUCAUUAGGCCUUCUUCCUAUGCUGUGCUGUCUACUGGAGUUGAGUCUGUUUGAGGGGAAAUUAUUAAGUUCGGAUACCGGACGACGUUCAGAGUUCAAAAAAAAUGCAUCAUAUCACCUCCUACUUGGUACUGAGCUCGAUAUGAGCUUAAAACUUCAUAGUACCGAGCAGUACAGAGCUCGGUACUGUGAAAUACCAAACUCAAUACUUCAUAAUACUAAGUUCAGUAUUACUCGGUAAUGUGAAGUACCAAAUGGUAAGCUGUGUCCGGUGUUCGAACUCAAUAAUCUCUCCUAUUUAAGUAGGCUAUAGCUAUUGUUACUCCAAAUUUCUUGUAUUUAAUUUUCUUGUACUUUUUGGUUGUUAUUAUUCUUAAAUGGUGACUGAAAUCAUAAUUUACAUUCGCACUAUUAGAAUGUAAGAUGAUGAAUUUGAUAAUAGAUAGAAAUUUGAUUUUAGUA